UGCAUGAAACUAAAAUGUGCCGGGUCGCACAGAGUCCACAUCUGAAGCUUUCCCUUGGAACCCCGCCCGCCGCUUCUGCAAAACAACCUUCAAAUUACUCCUCCUGCAUAACCAAAUAGUUCCUCUGUCGAAGCAGUUAUGGUGGAUCCAUGGUGGUCACUUCUGGGUGCCGCAAUACCGGCUAUAAUUGUGGCCGGACAAGCUAUGAGGAUGAAGAAAAGAAGAACCGAAGAGCAGAGCGGAAGCGGACGCGAGAAGAGGUCCGAGCACAAGUUUGUCUGCGAGAGGGUAUGCACUUCGAAGAGACUGCUUAAGAAGGUCGGUACGUUAUCUAAAGACCCAACUAUUGAUACUUGCGUUACUGUUUGUGGAGUUUCUGAGGUUGAUGCGUGUGCUGAUGCUUGCACGAGAACUGUUUGUGUAAAUGACCACCAAGUGCCCAACUGGAAUGAUGCCUGUCUCAGGAUGUGCCAAAGCGAGUGCCUUCGACUAUCAAAUUCGUCUGUUGUUUCUUGAUGUGACUGCGCAUUUUGAGCAUAAAAAUAAGUGUCUUUUUGAGAUGGGGGGUCGAAUCAGAGCUUAAAUUCUAUUCCAAGAACCCCAGAAUGUGCUUUUUAAAUUUGGAAUACAAUGUCAUUGUGAAAGCAUCACAUUCCAAUUUGUUUGUUAUUGCGGAUCUUUAUGCUGAAGAAAUCAUUAUUAUACAAGCUCUA
Tripterygium wilfordii is the source of this 713-nucleotide messenger RNA. RefSeq lists its product as uncharacterized. Bases 139 to 516 code for a protein of 125 amino acids. The transcript has a single exon. Lineage: Eukaryota; Viridiplantae; Streptophyta; Magnoliopsida; Celastrales; Celastraceae. The record is from RefSeq and is a predicted model, not a curated record.